AUGGGAAACAGCAAAUCUAUAGCUGGAGGUCAGACAACAAUUCCUGCUAAAGAGACCUAUGUGUGGUACAGAAAAUUUAUGAUGGAAUAUCCAUCUGGCCUGCAAACACUGCAUGAAUUUAAGACACUCUUGGGUCUGCAAGGUCUGAAUCAAAAGGCCAAUCAACAUGUUGAUCAAGUCUAUAAUACCUUUGACAUGAACAAGGAUGGAUUUAUUGACUUUGUAGAGUUUAUUGCUGCUGUAAAUCUAGUUGUACGAGGAAAAAUGGACCAAAAAUUAAAGUGGUAUUUUAAGCUGUAUGAUGCUGAUGGAAAUGGUUCUAUUGACAAAAAGGAACUACUGAACAUCUUCAUGACUGUACAAAACCUCAAUGGCCAGCAAACUCUGAGUCCUGAAGAAUUCACCAACUUGGUAUUUCAUAAUAUUGACAUAAACCAUGAUGGAGAAUUGACUUUAGAAGAAUUUAUCAAUGGCACAGAAAAAGAUCAGGAUCUUCUGGAGAUUGUUUCCAAGAGCUUCGACUUUUCCAAUGUACUGAAAGUAAUCUGUAACGGGAAGCAGCCAGACACAGGAGGGGGUUUCCUCCAAGCCAUGUGA
Molecule: messenger RNA, 597 nt
Organism: Rhinolophus ferrumequinum (greater horseshoe bat)
Lineage: Eukaryota; Metazoa; Chordata; Mammalia; Chiroptera; Rhinolophidae
Gene: GUCA1C
Product: guanylate cyclase activator 1C
Exons: 4
Coding region: 1-597 (198 amino acids)
Molecular function (GO): calcium ion binding; calcium sensitive guanylate cyclase activator activity
Source: RefSeq, a predicted model, not a curated record